AUGUAGCCCAGAGCAUGAUUGGUAUUUAUCUCCCUUCGGUAUAGCUCUCCCGAAUACUUGUCGUCUGUUUCAAGAUGGCGGCUCCGGCAAGGGCAUUUGUUACUGCAGUAAGACCUCAUAUACCAGCAAUAAAGUUUCGUUAUGGAACAAACGUUCCAUCAACAGGAGCUACCGAUUCAUCAUUACAACCUAGACAGGCAGCCAUAUCUACUCCCUCUUCCUCAGCAGCACCAGCUGGUAAAUCUAUAGGCAAUACACCCAAAGGCUUUGGUAUAGAGGACAAGGACCUUCCCAGUCGCUACCAUAGGAAACCGCUAACAGAAGAAGAAAUGGAGUUCAUACAGAGAGGAGGACCUGUCUAGUGAAGUGUGCCAUAGAAAAGAGUAACAUUUAUAGUGAUCAGCAAUCAUUGACAAAGCAACAGAUGAGUGAAAGAUGAAUGUAGGAUAAAGUACAUGUACAAAGGAACAUUUGGUGAUAUAAAGUGACCGUUUUAUUUUGCGACUCGGAUGCUUUAUAUAUUAAAGGAAGUCACAAAAGUUUUAGUAUUUCUACUUCUUCAAAUAUUUACUGAGCCAGAUGUUAUGAUAAAUAUUAAAGCAGUGGACUGUGUAAUAAUUAAAUAGGUGUUAAUUAUAUGUAAUCUGUUGAUUGAAUGAUGUUUAAAAAUUGGGAAACAGAGAUGAAAUUCCAAAAUAUUUACAAUACAUUGGUGCCUUACAGAUCAGCAGGGUAUGCGUCACCAUCAUCAGAUUCUCCCCAAACAUGGAGCAGGAUUAGUGUACUGGUUCUGUACAUAGUGUAAUAUGCCUGUACAGAUAACGUUGAAAGCAUGUGCCAGGUUUUUAUAUAGUCAUGGAAAUGAAUUAAUAAAAAUUUGUAUUUGA
Mizuhopecten yessoensis (Yesso scallop) is the source of this 887-nucleotide messenger RNA. Its product is annotated as 28S ribosomal protein S36, mitochondrial-like. The record is from RefSeq and is a predicted model, not a curated record. The transcript is spliced from 4 exons. Gene Ontology annotation, biological process: 2-oxoglutarate metabolic process. The coding region runs from base 75 to 362 and encodes 95 amino acids. NCBI's taxonomy places the organism in Eukaryota, Metazoa, Mollusca, Bivalvia, Pectinida, Pectinidae.